CAUUCAAGGCCCAAAAAGGACGAAUCAAGAACAAGAAGUAGAGAAAAUACAAGAGAACAAAACAAAACUACUUUUACUGGCGCUUGUAGGUUAUAGGUCACAUAACGUCAACAUUUUAAGCUUGCAAAGCUUGUUCAAAGCACUACCGUUUUUUGAAAGUUUGUUUCGUGUUGUUGUAAAGCUGUAGUGCGGUCGUCCCAGUUAUUUGUGAAGCUUUGCAAUACGGUAGUACCGUCGUACCUGUGCUCAGCGCCUCUAGCCAUGAGCUGACACACCCUGUCAAUCAAGUGUAUAAUCUGCAGGCUCUCCCCGCAGUCGUGAUCGGCCAGAGAUGAACUCGGAUUUUAUGCCGAAAGCGAAAGAAAAGCAUCACAAUGACAGUGAAACGAUAUGCUUCGAGGGUUCAUCACACCAAUCUACUCUUUUGGGCGGGCUGAACUCGCUUAGAGAAAAAGGGGAAUUGUUAGAUAUUACUUUAGUUGUUGAAGGAAGAUUUUUCCGAGCUCACAAAGCAGUAUUAGCAGCAUGUAGUGAUUAUUUUCGAGCCAUGUUUACGGAUAGUAUGCUGGAAGCCAGGCAAAACGAGAUAUGCCUGAAUGGCAUCACCGCUACAGGUUUUCAGCAAAUUCUAGAGUACGCUUACACAUCUCGUAUCACAAUGAAUCUGGCAAACGUUCAGGAUGUUCUGGAUACUGCCUCGCAUGUACAAAUGGUCGAUAUUAUCCAAGCGUGCGCAGAUUACCUUCAAUCGCAAAUCGACAUUGACAACUGCGUCGAUAUUGCCACAAUAGCGGAAAGGUAUUCCCUGACGUUUCUGCUCCUGAAAGUGUACAGAUUCAUGAGCGGCCAUCUGUUAGAAUUCUCAAACAGUACCGAGUUUUAUAGACUGACAGCGCAACAAUUAGAAAAAUUACUAGUCUACGACUUUCCUGUAGAUUGCUCAGAAGCAGACGUACUAAGUAUAGUGCUCAGGUGGAUUUUUCACCAGGAACCUAAUGAGUUAGAUGUUCGGUUAGACCACGCAUUUCGAAUGAUGCGUUAUAUACAUUUCAAUGAAAUAUCCCGUAAGAAGUUGGAUAUUAUAUUAAAUAAACUGGAAGAGGACAGAAGGUGUGAUUGGGAACUGUACAAAAUCAUCCUGCAGGAGUCGACUAGGGAUUGCGGGAAAUAUGGGAUCAACUCCAAUUUGUUAAAUUCAAGAGGUAUGGAAUUGGCUCUGUUAAAGAUCGGUGGAUUCGGCAUUUGCGGCGUCACCAACGAAAUAACGUACUGUUUUUCAUUGGGCAACAAAUGGAAACACCUCACCUCGAUACCUCACGUAGAACAAUGCAAUUUUGGUACAGCCGUGUUGAACAACGAACUGUAUGUUGUUGGUGGUUGUUUCGACCAGGCUUUGCAAGAAAAUAUCCAUCCGUUUGGAUUUAAAUACAGUCCAGGAUACAACAAAUGGUAUACAAUAGCUCCAAUGACAACGGAAAGGUGUCGAUUCACGUUGACAGCACUGGAUGGUGCUUUAUUUGCUAUAGGCGGAGUUAGUGAAGAGGAUGGAUGUAUAUUUACCAGUGAAUGUGAAUAUUAUGAACCCAGUGAUGAUAAUUGGUAUUCUAUGGAAUCGUUGCCUGUAGAUCUAAGCCAACAUGCGGCUACUGCUAUAGACGGAGGUUUCUCGAAAAGAGGACGUUUGUUUAUCAGCGGCGGCAUAAGCCACGAAGGCGUUCAGAGCCAGCUCUAUUGCUACGACGUGACCAGCAGCAAGUGGAGUCGAUGUGCGCCGAUGAUAACGCCGCGUGCGGAUCACGCUAUGUUGACCAUAGGAAAGAAACUGUACGUUUGCGGCGGAUGGACGGAAGACGACGAGUUUAGAAGGAACCUGGUGGAAACUAUCGAUGUGUAUGAUAUAGAACAGGAUUGCUGGCAGGAAGUGACGAAGGUGCCGAAUCCCCGUUACCACGCCGGCAUAACGUGCGUCGACCGCGCCGUCUACUUCAUCGGCGGUUUCCAUAACGACGCGAUGUUCGAUCGACGUACGAUGGCGAUCGAACAUUACGACAUCGACCGGGACCGAUGGACGACCGAGGAGAAGUACCCGCAAAGGGUGUGGGAGCAUACGUGCGCCACCCUGUACGUGCCUAGGUGGAGGGAGGAUAUGGAAGUUAUCGCGGAUAGCCCGAGUCGAUCUGAUAGCUCCUGAGUGAUCGCUAUGGUUGGGCUGCAGAUCGAUCUUGUGAACAAUGCAGUUGUUUACAUGGAGAUGUAAAUGUUUUAUAUUUUGAAUGAUACCUAUGAACAAAUUUUUAUAUGGAAAUGAAGUAUUUAUUUUAUGAA
This is a messenger RNA of Acanthoscelides obtectus, 2325 nucleotides long. Lineage: Eukaryota; Metazoa; Arthropoda; Insecta; Coleoptera; Chrysomelidae. The record is from the annotation of a GenBank genome assembly.